CACAACAGUAGUUUCCGAAAAGUUUGACCUCGGUGUUGAAGAUGAAGAUGGAGCAAAGACAAGAAAAUACAACCUUAAUUCUACUUUCAGCAACUAGCUUGGCACUUCUAACCAUCCUCACUGUGUGGAAAUCAAAACAGUGCAAAUAUAGACUUUUAAAUGAAACUGGAGGGGCAAUGUUUUAUGGCAUGCUCGUGGGGCUAACUGUGAAAUUCCUGUCAUUUUACCGGGGAGAAAACCUGGACAACAUGGAGGCAUUGUGCAAUUGCAGUGGUCUUAACAUCACUCCUCACUUCCUGCCGGUUAACAUCACAUCUCAAUCUCCACGAAACGUUAGAAAAGUCAGUGAUGGAGUCCCAGCGCUCUCAACCCCUCAUAUGGAGACCUUUGAUCCUGAGGUCCUUUUCAAUCUGUUCCUGCCACCCAUCAUCUUCCACGGAGCUUACACCCUUAAUCAGAAACGAUUAAUUGGGAAUCUUGGAUCUGUUCUGACCUUUGCGUUUUUGGGAACCGUAAUCAGCUGUUUCACCAUAGGGUCCUGCGUCUACGGCUUCACCAGACUGAUGGUGCUGUUGGGCCGAGCAGCUGAUGGAGACUUCCUCCUCACUGACUGCCUCCUGUUUGGUGCCAUUGUCUCUGCAACUGACCCAGUUGCAGUCCUUGGCCUGUUGUCAGAGCUGCGUUUGGACCUGGACCUGCACAGCCUGCUGUUUGGAGAGAGUGUCCUGAAUGAUGCCGUGGCCAUCGUCCUGACACAUGGCAUCACCACCUACAGCCAGAUGGGUGCAGGGCAAACCUUCGAUCCCCCCUCCUUCCUCCUCUCUGUUGGUUAUUUUCUUGCCGUGUUUGCCGGCUCCCUCCUCCUGGGUUUCACAUUCACAAUCACAACAGCCCUCCUCACCAAAUUCACUCGGCUCCAUGAGAACCCACUGCUGGAAACAUCCGUCUUCUUCCUGCUGUCCUGGAGCUGCUUCCUCGCUGCCAAAGCCAGUGGACUUUCAGGUAUCGUGGCGGUGCUGUUUUGUGGUUUGAGCCAGGCAAGGUACACGUUUCACAAUUUAUCCUCCGAGGGCAGGACCAGGACCAAGCAGCUCUUUGAAGUCUUCAACUUCCUCGGGGAGAUUUUCAUCUUCAGCUACAUGGGAUAUGUAUUGUUGACGUUUCCUCGCCACGUCUUCAAAGCCCUCUUCAUUACUGGGGCAUUUCUCUCCAUCUGUAUAUCAAGAGCCUGUAACAUCUACCCGCUCUCGUUCCUCCUGAACCUGGGACGCACCACCAAGAUCCCGCGCUCCUUCCAGCACUUCAUGGUGUUUGCAGGUUUCAGGGGGGCUGUAGCCUUUAGCCUGGCUGUGAGAGACACAUCCACAGAAGCGAGGCGCACCAUCCUCUCCACCACCCUGCUGCUGGUCGGCUUCACCACCUGGGUGCUGGGAACCUCCGCUGAUCCCAUGCUGCACCUUCUAAACAUCAGAGUGGGGGUGGAUUCAGAUGGAGAUGAAACACCAGAGGACCUUUCCUUUGAGGUCGCUACAGGGAGGCCAGACACAACACGAGGCCUGUGGCACCGUCUGGACUACAAAUUUCUUAAACCCUUGCUGACACACUGCGGCCCCCCCCUCACCGACACACUGCCACAGUGCUGUGGGCUUUUUGCCAGACUCUUCAGCUGCCCCCAUGUCCAGGAGGACGAAGAGCAGGUGUGUGAGGCAGAUCCCGACGACUUUACGUUCGAUUUGGAGAAAACGGAGGAGGGGUUUGGAUCUGAAGGAGGUGAUUGUGGACCAGCUCACCAAGAAGACCUGCUGGAGGGAGAUCUGGGACUCGGCACCGAUCCUCCUGCUAUCACCUGAAGCUGCAGGAUUCACCUCCAAUCCUAUAUCUGCCCUGAGGGAAAUGUCCAUGAGUGGGGUCAUCUGAGAGGAGCCAAUCGGGAGUCAGCGCUACAGUAGCCUCCCGAAAAAAAGGUCAUGCACUCCUCUUGUUCUGACGCACAUGCAAAGACACACUCGGGGAGAAAUGACUUCCUGCUGCACUGCUGGUGAUCCAGUUAAGGAAUUUAAUAGCUGAUUUAUAAGUGUGUGCUCGGUCUACUUUUCACACAGAAAACACACUUUAAAUUCCAGUACAGCAGCUCUAAGCUUUACAGUUGCAUUAGGUCUUUGUUUCUGGCUUUUUGGGGACAAUUGCUUAUGAAUAUCUGCCGUGAUUGAAAGCCACUGUAUUUCCCUUAAUCAGCAGAAAUGGUAUUUGCGUGCCAACUUAGCUUUGCUCCUACCUAACUCCUUAUUAAACUUUUAUAGCACUGUU
Molecule: messenger RNA, 2307 nt
Organism: Trematomus bernacchii (emerald rockcod)
Lineage: Eukaryota; Metazoa; Chordata; Actinopteri; Perciformes; Nototheniidae
Product: sodium/hydrogen exchanger 9-like
Biological process (GO): sodium ion transport; regulation of pH; proton transmembrane transport
Cellular component (GO): membrane; recycling endosome
Molecular function (GO): sodium:proton antiporter activity
Source: RefSeq, a predicted model, not a curated record